AUGGCUGUUAAACCACCACUAGAGCCACCGAGCUUCGAAACAACAAAACGUCUACUGGCUGCCUUGAUUAAUGAAGGGUUAGUCGACGCAUUUAUUGAGGGCGUGAAGAAUGAACCGCAUAAAUUUUUACAUCUGCAAAAAAAUGAGAACCCGAGGGCAGAAGGUAGUAGUAUUGUGGUGCAAGCGACGCCCGGAGCGCUGAUCGAAGAUCGUGAUGGUGAGGUGCUUCCGGUAAUACAGCCGAGCAUGCUGUGCCCUCCCGUCAUUGCAAUGAACGACGGAAUUAGACGUGAAAUGUCAGACCCCGGAGAUAUAUUCACGGCCAUAAUUCCAUGGUUUGAGGAUAUGGCUGGCCAACAGGUCCUGGAGGAAAUUUCACGACAUUUGCAGAAUUCUGGGACAAAUCAAGGUUAG
Penicillium angulare is the source of this 414-nucleotide messenger RNA. RefSeq lists its product as uncharacterized. Lineage: Eukaryota; Fungi; Ascomycota; Eurotiomycetes; Eurotiales; Aspergillaceae. The transcript has a single exon. The record is from RefSeq and is a predicted model, not a curated record. The coding region runs from base 1 to 414 and encodes 137 amino acids.